This is a messenger RNA of Salvia hispanica, 1251 nucleotides long. RefSeq names its product putative mannitol dehydrogenase. Gene Ontology annotation, molecular function: zinc ion binding; oxidoreductase activity, acting on the CH-OH group of donors, NAD or NADP as acceptor. The record is from RefSeq and is a predicted model, not a curated record. NCBI's taxonomy places the organism in Eukaryota, Viridiplantae, Streptophyta, Magnoliopsida, Lamiales, Lamiaceae.
AGAGAGAAAGAGCAGGGAAGGAGAUCGAUGGCGGAAUUCAGACAGAAAGCAUUUGGUUUGGCAGCGACAGACACCUCCGGCGUUCUCUCUCCCUUCCUUUUCUCUCGCAGGGAUAAUGGAGAUGACGAUGUGACAAUCAAAAUCCUCUACUGUGGAGUUUGCCAUUCUGAUUUGCACAGUGUGAAGAAUGAUUGGGGAAUCACUCAGUAUCCUAUUGUGCCAGGGCAUGAAAUUUCUGGUGUUGUGACCAAAAUCGGCAACAAUGUUGAGAAAUUCAAGGUUGGUAACAGAGUCGGGGUUGGGGUGCUAGUAAACUCAUGUAGGACAUGUGAUGUCUGCCAACAAGACCUCGAGAGCUACUGCCCUAAAAUGAUAUUCACAUACAACUCCACUGAUAAAGAUGGCACGAUGACAUAUGGUGGUUACUCUGAUACAGUUGUUGUUGACCAACAUUUUGUGCUUCGUUUCCCUGAGAACGUGCCAUCAGAUGCUGGUGCUCCUCUGCUUUGUGCUGGAAUCACUGUCUACAGCCCAAUGAAAUACUAUGGAAUGACUGAGGCUGGAAAGCAUUUGGGUGUUGCUGGACUUGGGGGACUUGGCCAUGUUGCAGUCAAGUUCGGGAAGGCUUUUGGGCUGAAAGUUACUGUUAUCAGUACCUCCCCGAGAAAGAAAGAUGAAGCCCUAAACAAGCUUGGUGCUGAUGCUUUUGUUGUUAGUACUGAUGCUGCUGAUUUGGAGGCUGCGACCGGCACAAUGGAUUUCAUCAUUGAUACCAUUGCAGCUGUUCAUUCGUUGGCUCCAUUGCUAAGCCUGUUGAAGAUGAAUGGAAAACUUGUAACAGUGGGAUUGCCCGAUAAGCCCCUCGACCUUCCUAUUUUCCCUCUAGUUUCCGGUCGAAAGAUGAUUGGUGGAAGUGAGUUUGGUGGUAUUAAAGAGACGCAGGAAAUGCUCGACUUCUGUGGGAAGCAUGGCAUAGCAGCUGACAUUGAACUGUUACGCGCGGAUGAGAUAAAUGCUGCUAUGGAACGACUUGCCAAAUCCGAUGUUAGGUACCGUUUUGUGAUCGACAUUGGAAACUCCAUCUGCAAUCUCUGAGAUAGCUUUCCGCAUCGAACCAAACAAUUUAUCCGUUUAUGAACUCUAUCAAAACAUUUUCCUUUAUCAUGGUAUUUCAUCCCGAGUUAGAACAUUGCUUUUGCUUGAGAUGUUGUUAAGAUACCAAUUGCUAUGAAAUCAAUCAUAUUUCGCUCC